AUGAUUGAUCCAAUAUUAGUUUGGAACAUUAGGGGUGUUGGUACCUCAAAAGGCAGACUAAAAACGUUGAUUAGUAAGUGGAGGCCGAAAAUUGUUGCUUUGUUGGAACAUUUUCAAAAUAUUGAUGUUGCUAAGCGUUUGGGUCGUGGUUUGAGGUUUGAUAAUUUUAUUUCAAAUGAGGCAGAGGGUGGUAAAAUAUGGAUUUUCGGGGAUAGUAUUAUUGAGGCUAGAUUAGUUCGAAUGGGAAGGCAAUUUAUCUCUCUCAAAGUGGGCGAAGGUGCUGAAAUCUUUUUGCUUACGAUCAUUUAUGCUAAAUUUACCAUGGUGGAACCACGUAGUUUAUGGGAUGCUCUGAGUUUUCAGACUCUGGAUUCUGAACCUUGUAUUUUUGUGGGUGACUUCAAUAUUAUUCAGAAUGAUUCCGAGCGUCGAAGAGGGGGGUUGAUUGAAAUGAACUCGAAGGGGAAUAUGUUUUCCUGGUGUAAUGGCCAAUAUGGUCUUGCUCACUCUUGGGCAAGGUUGGAUCAUGCUCUGAUGAAUGCCUCUUUUCUCUCGAUAUUUUCUAAUGCUAUAUGUUCUUAUUUGCCUCGUUCUACUUCGGAUCAUGCCCCUAUGAUGAUAGAGUUGAAGAAAGACCCUUGUCCUUAUGGUCCUUCCCCUUUUCAUUUUCAACAAAUGUGGGUUGAUCAUCAUAAUUUUCUGGAUUGUGUUCGGCAAGCUUGGUCCAUUCGGGUUGAUGGAACGGCUAUUCAGAAGUUGGUUAUCAAGUUGAAACAGACUAAAGUGGCUUUGCAGGCUUGGAAUAGACGGGUGUUUCGUUACACUUUGGAACGGAUUUCUACCCUUGAAAAUCAAAGUGAGGAGCUUGAACUUCAGUCUCAAUUAAAUUGGGAUGCUAAUCUUGAUAAUGAUUUACAGAUGGACAAUGCUGAUUUGGCAAUGUCGCCUCAUCAAGAAGAAAUAUGUUUAAGACAAAUGGCAAAAAUAAAAUGGGCAACGGAGGGUGACCAGAAUACCAAGUUCUUUCAUGUUUGUCUUGCCUUAAAGAGAAGUAAGCGGGUUCUUAGUAUGCGGUCGAAUGAUGCAGUGUUUGAGUCUCCAGAAAGCAUCUAUCAAGGUGCAGUUGAUUAUUUUUCUUCUUUUUUACAAGGUGAGCCGACUUCUGAGCACCCUAAUCUUGAUGGUCUUAUUGAUCCGGUUAUUUCUGAUGAGGAUAAUGCCUCUUUGCUUUGUGCUCCUUCAUUGGAGGAAGUUUAUACUGCCUUGUUAUCUAUUCCAGUUAACAGUGCUCCGGGUCCUGAUGGUUUUGGGUCUGGUUUUUAUAAAAGUUGCUGGGAAGUGGUCAAAAAUGAUUUGUGGAAAGUAAUGUUGGAAUUCUUUGACUCAAAAUCCCUUCCGAAGUUUUUUACUGCUUCCUUUUUGGUGCUAAUCCCCAAAGUGGACUCUCCAACAGGUUUUGAUAAGUUUCGUCCCAUCAGUCUUUGUUCGAUUCCUCAAGUUGUCAUAAAUAAGAUUCAUCAAAUGAUGAGUUCGUUCUUUUGGGGCGAGUUGAAUGGGAAGGAUAAGAAAAAAUGGGUAGCCUGGAAACAUAUGGGUAAGCCUGUGGCAGAAGGCAGUAUUGGGGUGAGGCUUCUCCACGAGGUUCAGACAGCCUUGCACAUGAGGUUUGCCUGA
Messenger RNA from Carya illinoinensis, 1674 nucleotides. RefSeq lists its product as uncharacterized. The coding region runs from base 1 to 1674 and encodes 557 amino acids. The transcript is spliced from 3 exons. The record is from RefSeq and is a predicted model, not a curated record. NCBI's taxonomy places the organism in Eukaryota, Viridiplantae, Streptophyta, Magnoliopsida, Fagales, Juglandaceae.